AUGCAGUUGUGUCGGAGGAAAAGACCAAUGAAGACGGACAGAUGGUGGUCGGCGGCAAUCUUCCUGUUGGGUCUCGCUGUGCUCGGCGCCGACGGGAGACCCGACAAGGAGGGAUUCGGAUCGCCGCCUUAUCGACCGCUCGUGAGAUUCCGCCACAAGGAUGGGAUCCCCGAGAGCUUGAGGAUAAAAGGGUUUAUGGGACACAAUGGCUCUCCAGGUCCCUGUGAACACAAGUACUGUGGCUUGGGGCGUCACUGCGUGGUGGACCAUGAGACCGGCCAAGGGGACUGCAAGUGCUUGGAUCACUGUAAACCUCACUACAAGCCCGUGUGCGGCUCCGACGGGAAGCUGUACCAGAACCACUGUGAGCUGCACCGGGCCUCGUGCCUCCGAGGACACAGGAUCACCAUCGUGCACAGCGAGGAGUGCUUCUACAAAGAUGACGACUGCAGACUGAGCGAUUACCGCCGGCUGAAAAGCAAGACUCUGGAUCUGCAUGACAAGAGGUACACGGGCUCUCGCGUGCACGGCGCCCACAAGGACAACAUGGCUGCCAGGAAGCAACUGGUGGAUAUGAUGUUCAAACGCUUCGACGCGGACAGUAACGGUCAGAUCGAAUCCAGCGAGCUCUCACAGGUGAUCAAACAAGAGGGUCUGUCCAAGGACUUCUCUGAGUGCACGUUGUUCGACCUGCUGAAGUACAACGACGUCAACGACGACGAGCACCUGACCAAAGAGGAGUUCUACACGGCGUUCGAUGUCUACCUGCUCGACCUGCCUGACGACCAGAAAGUGAGCGUCACCACGGUAACUGUCGGCCAGAGCGCCGUAUUGACCUGUGCCAUCACCGGGGAGCGGCGGCCUCCGAUCCUGUGGAAGAGAAACGAUCAAUACCUGAACUCCUUGAACCUGGAGGACAUCAACAUCCCUUCUCAGGACUUUGGGGAUGAUGGCUCGUUGUACAUCACCAAGGUGACAACAACCCACAUGGGCAACUACACCUGUCAUGCCGAUGGCUAUGAGAAACUCUCUCAGACCCAUACUCUUCAAGUGCACGUUCCUCCCGUCAUCCGAGUUUACCCAGAGAGCCAAGCCCGUGAGCCGGGCGUCACCGCCAGCCUGCGCUGCCACGCCGAGGGUGUACCCAACCCCCAGCUGACCUGGCUGAAGAACGGCAUGGACAUCACAAGCAAACUGUCCAAACAGCUCACCCUGCAAGCUAAUGGAAGUGAGGUGCACAUCAGCAACGUCCACUUCGAGGACACCGGCGCCUACACCUGCAUCGCCAAGAACCAGGCCGGCGUGGACGAGGACAUCUCUUCGCUAUUUGUGGAGGACUCUGCGCGCAAAACCCUGGCGAACAUUUUGUGGCGAGAAGAAGGUCUCGGCAUUGGCAACAUGUUCUAUGUGUUCUAUGAAGACGGUAUAAAAGUCAUUCAGCCGGUGGCGUGUGAGAUACAACGACACAUUAAGCCCAGUGAGAAGCUGCUGGCUCUGCAGGAGGAGGUGUGCCCCACCUCGCCGGGGGAGGCGGUCCAGAGGUGUGUGUGGUCGUCAGCGGUCAACGUCAAGGACAAGUUUAUUUAUGUGACACAGCCGACCUUGAAUCGAGUGCUGCUGGUUGACGUCCAGACUCAGAAGGCCGUCCAGACGGUCAGCACCGAUCCUUAUCCUGUGAAGCUCCACUAUGACAAAUCUCACGACCAGGUGUGGCUGCUCAGCUGGGGAGACGCGGAGAAGAACUUCCCGACUCUGCAGGUGAUCAAUCAGGCCAGUGGACGAGCCUCCCACCACACGGUGCACACGCAGCCGGUGGGCCGGCGCUUCGACAGGGUGGACGACUUCUUCAUCCCCGCCUCCAGCCUCAUCGUUAACCACGUCAGAUUUGGCCUCAUCCUUCAUCGAAAUGAGCCUGUCCUCCACAAGAUCGACCUGGAGACCACGUCAUACGUGAAAAACAUCAGUUUGUGGGAGUAUAACUGCAUCCCCAAGUCCAUAGCCUACACACAUCUCGGCGGCUAUUACUUCGUCAAUUGCCGACCUGACUCCACCGGCGCCACGCAGCCCCAGCUCAUCCUGGACAGUGUGACAGAUAGCCUCAUCGGACAAAACCGCGACGUCACCGGCACUCCCUACGUGUCUCCGGACGGUCACUACCUGGUCACUGUGGACGACGGCGACGGCUUGAUGAGGAUCCAGACCAUCACCGAUGGGGGGGAGAUCCAGGAGCCGUUCGACAUCCACACGAACCUUCACCUGUCCGACCUGGCCUUCCAGCGCUCCUUCACCGAGGUCCACCAGUACAACGUGUUCGGGAGCUCGGGCCGUCAAACCGACGCCCUGUUUGUGGAACUGAGCUCCGGCAAAGUCAAGAUGAUCAAGAGCUUGAAAGAGGCCACAAAGUCGUUUGAGUGGCCGUGGAGCGGGAGGAACCGGGUGAUGGCCGGCAGCGGACUGUUCGGCCAGUACCUCAUGACCCCGUCCAGAGAGUCCCUCUUCGUCCUGAACGGCCGACUCAACAAGCUCAACUGUGAGAUCACCGACGUGGUCAAGGGCAACGUGGUGGUGUGGGUCGGCGAGUCUUAG
Messenger RNA from Limanda limanda (common dab), 2586 nucleotides. It is a transcript of the gene fstl5, whose product is annotated as follistatin-like 5. The transcript has 17 exons. The record is from RefSeq and is a predicted model, not a curated record. Lineage: Eukaryota; Metazoa; Chordata; Actinopteri; Pleuronectiformes; Pleuronectidae. Gene Ontology annotation, molecular function: calcium ion binding; protein binding. Gene Ontology annotation, biological process: multicellular organism development; cell differentiation; regulation of BMP signaling pathway. The coding region runs from base 1 to 2586 and encodes 861 amino acids.